Molecule: messenger RNA, 2076 nt
Organism: Cordyceps militaris CM01
Lineage: Eukaryota; Fungi; Ascomycota; Sordariomycetes; Hypocreales; Cordycipitaceae
Product: putative oxidoreductase
Exons: 7
Coding region: 1-2076 (691 amino acids)
Cellular component (GO): mitochondrion; membrane
Molecular function (GO): FAD binding; D-arabinono-1,4-lactone oxidase activity
Source: RefSeq, a predicted model, not a curated record
AUGGCUGCCAAGACCAAUCCCAUCGAUACAAUCCUUCAGAGGGUAAACGGCCUUGACAUUUCCAACGAGAAUGGCCUUCGCGAGUUCAUGAAUUUGGCUCGGAAGCACGACAAGGAGCUCUUUGAGAAUGUCCUUAAGAGAUACUCGGUCGAUCAACAGAGAAUGCUGCUUACCUUUGCGGAAGGUCGCUGUCUACAUGAAUUAGCUACAGAUGUUCCAUGCCGCCUACCCACGUCUGUCGGUUACCAGCAGAGUCUCGAGCUCCUGGGUGCAGGCGCAAAUGUUACGGAAUCAGGUGCCAAACCGGUCGAUCUCAUGCUCCAUGACCCGGGCAGCAAUACUCUAGUGCCAUGCUUCGAAGGGUUGAGCUUUCAAAACUGGGGCAAGACUGUUGAGAACUCUCCCCACUUGACUUGCAUUCCUGGAACUGUUCGCGGCGUUCAAAUGGUUGUCAAGUAUGCCAAAGCUCACAACUAUGGCGUUCGAGUCGCCGGAUAUCGUCAUUCGUGGUCUUCCAUCUUUGGACGUGAGAAUGCCGAUAAGAGUCACCCAUUCAUCCUCAUAUCUACGUUACCGCUUGAUCGAGCCAUCCUUCAAGGGCCGAAGAAGGGACAGGGAGUUUUUGACUUCGAUCAGGAUCUCCGAAACAAAGAGGCUGAGGGCUACUACGCUUCUAUUAAAACGGAGCUGAAUGAGAUCAAAGAGGUGCCGGACCAUCCAGGUCUCGUCCGCGUGGGCUGUGCAACGACCAACGAGGACUUCAGGAGAUGGUGCCUGCAGAACAAAAAGUGGACGUUGCCGCUCAAUGUGAUUAUGGUAGAGAUCACAUUCGGUGGGAGUAAUGCCCCAAUUUGUCACGGCGCAGGACACAAGUUGAAGACCCUCAGCGAUUUAGUCGAAGGGAUCGAGUAUGUUGAUGCAAACGGCGAGAGCAAGAGGAUCGAUAAAUCAGCAAACGGCAAUGACAUGCUCGCAGCUGCGAGUGGCUGCUUUGGACUGCUCGGUGUUGUCACCCACUUGACUCUCCGGCUAGAGAAGAUGUCAGUCGCUAAACUGGAGCCCAAGAAAAUGCACAUCCUGGAAGCCAUUCCACCACCUGACGACAUGGCAUCCGACCUUCCUGCCACUCUCAAGAAAAAGUAUGAAACACUAAAGCCCAAACUUCAAAAAUUGGUCAAUGACUUUGAGAAACGCGCUCUUGAAGAUUACUAUGCUGAGUGGUUCUGGUUUCCGCUCCACGAACAAGUCUGGGUCAAUACGUGGCGUCUGACCACUGAAGAUGCCGAGAUGAAGAAGGCUAAGCCAUAUCCUUCGGACACAGAGAUUCAAGACCAAGCCGUUAAGAGCUUUGCGAUCGAGUGGGCCCAUGAAAGCGCACCCAGAGCCACAGAUGAGGACGCAGUAAAGGCGACCACUUGGCUGUCUACCACGGCGAUGAAUGUGCUUCCGCCAACGAACAAUUUGGACAGCCACAUUCUCACACCACUCUCUGAUGCGCUCCACUUUCGCCGCGGAAUUCAGAAUUUCCGGGUCAGGGAUCUAGAGGUGGAAAUACCCCUUCCAGCUAAGCCCGACGAUGCCAGCAAACCCAACCUGGAUAUUGCUCGAAGAGCCUGGUGGCAGGCUAUUCUUGAGGUAUAUAAACCCGAGACAAUGAAAACGUGCCCUAUGCGCAUGCCGCUCGAGAUGCGGAUUAUGGGAGGCAGCGACGUAAUCAUGGCACCGCAGAGGGGUAACAAGCUCGGAACUUGCUCGAUUGAAGUACUGACCCCGCUAUACAUGGCGGACGAAUGGGAGCAGUUUGCCCAGAAGAUACUUGACCGUUGGAUGGCGCUGAAGAAUCAUGACAACUCGUGGAAAGACCUGAAUAUUAGACCGCACUGGGCUAAGGAAUGGCAGCAGUAUAAGGUGGACGGAAAGCCCUGGAUGGAUCAUCUCCGAUCGAAAAGUUAUACGAAUGAAAUCAUCGAAUUUAAGAAUGCCCUGAAAAAGAUUGAGCAUGAGCAUGGAUGGGCGGAGGAAGACAGACGCAAGCUCUUCUCGAAUGAGCUCUUGGAUAAGUUGCUCUUUGGGUAG